UGAGCGGAGCAGCCUCACACUUGGCCGCUCGAUCCGUCUCUUCUGUAGCUUCCGGUGAGGGGUUUGAAAUGUUCCUGUGGCUGACUGAUAAAAAAACAGCUUUGGUUUAAGUAGCAUUUCUUUUCCUGUGGGUAUGACAUGCAGGGGAGCAAGCUCGGAGUUACCAGGAGAGUGAUAAGAAGCUGUGUUUCAUCUCCUUUGGCAAAGGAUACAAGACUGGAUUGUUCAUGUCAAGGGUAGCUGCACCUUGAUGGGAUUGGACCGGGUCUCAAAAUGGAAGGAAGUCCGCAGAUUUCAAACGUGAUGGAAGGCAACGACUCCCUGGCUUUGGUGUCCGGGGAGCGGCUGAUCUACGCCAUCACCAUACCGCUGUCCACUUCCAUCAUCCUUGCCAACCUCGUCAUCAUCUUGGGCAUCGCCUGCAACCGCCAGCUCCACAACACGCCAAACUACUUCUUCCUCAGCCUGCUGGUGGCGGACCUCUGCACAGGCUUGGCGUUACCGUUCAUACCGUUGAUGGGCGUGAACCGGCAGUUGAGUUUAAACUCCUGCAUGGUCGCCCACAUUUUCCCAAACUUCCUCUUCCUCGCGUUCCUAUUCAACCUCGUCAUGGUGCACUAUGAGCGCUACAUAUGCAUCGUUAACCCUUUGCAUUACAAUAACUUGUGGAUGCAUCGCAGCUUCCCUGUCGCGUUGCUCGUAGUUUGGGCACCACCGCUUCUGUACGCAUCUCUACCCGCAUUCGGCUGGAGUAACUGGACAGGACUGGAUUGGAACGGCUGUUGCGCAGGAAGUGGAAAGUUACCGCCGCUUUCCAACUGCUCUGCAAAUGUAACCGCCUGCUGCUCCUACAGACGAGUAUUUUCAAACGCCUUCAUCUACUUGGAGGUGUACGGACUCGUCUUACCUGCCAUUCUCACCAUCGCUUGCAUGACCGGUCGUGUGUUGUGGAUCACCCGAGGCCAGCUGAAGGACAUAUGUCGUCUCCAUCGUUCGGUCGAGCGAGGCAAUCAGGCCUCGUACCAUGAGCAGAGGUUGAACUUGCGCUACACUCGCUGCGUUGUAGCCGUGUCGCUAACGUUCCUAGCAUGCUGGGUCCCCUACCUCAUUUACAUGCACGUAUGCAUAGCGUUCUUAAUCAGCGACACUAAAUGGAGCUCUACCACUCACAUUGUGCUGUCAUGCACUGGUAUUGGAAGCAUGGCAGUGGUCCCGCUGGUGCUAGGCUUGGCUAACAAGCAGUACACAGAGCCGGCGUACAAGCUUCUCCAGAAACUCAGAGACAGAUGGAGGCGAAGGACGCAGGGUUCAGAGGAAGUGGAUGUCUAAGGAAAGACUGUUAAAGAUGAAUAUUUAUGAAAAUAACAACAGGUUUCUGAGGUUGAUGAACUGCAUGUGUACUGUAUCUUGAUCAAUGCAACCAGAAGGGAGUAUUAUGUUAGAGCAGAUAUCACAUUAGCAUUGAUUCUUUCAGGAUGUAUUUAUAAAUGUUCCUGUAAAAUACAAUAAUAAUGCUAUUAGAAAUAUGAUUCCUGUUUGUUGCUGUUCAUUGCUGAUGCCUUCUUGUUGCAAGUUUCCAAUUUGACACCAAUAUCAGAAAACAUGCUAGCAGAGAUAAAUGACAUGACACAUGGAAAUGGCAGCUUUAAGACACGAUUACAAUGAAUCUGAAAUGUUUAACAAAUCAAAAACCUGCCUAAUGGAGAAGCUAAAUUAUUACUGUCCCGACAUUCUGAAGAAAGGUUAAUAAAACCAGCCUUGUUUAAGUGUUGUACAUCGUAAAAAUAUAACUCAAAGACAUAAAGCAUAUGCUCAUAUCUCUAUGUGCUGCCUGUUUAACUGGUCGUAGAUAUUCUCCAUCUGUCACCCUCUUCACAGCGAUGUUUACUCCUACUCCCCUCCCGAGUGUUUAUCUAUGCACUGGUAUGUGAGCUGAAGAGGGGAGAGGGAUUCAUCCACGGCCUGUAAUACAUCUGCAAGACUAGCAGAGAUUAGGGCUCCAGUAAAAACCUGAAGAGAAACAAAACUCUACACAGUAAUGUGUUUCCAGUUUGUGCCAUAUAAAGAUAAAUAUAACAGUCAGAGCAGGUUUUUUACUCCAGAGAUAAUCUGCUGCUGGCAAACACUGGUGUUCAAAGCUGAACGUUUUAUUUGCUCUAGGAUCCAUUCAGGGGAAAUUAGAUUUUUAUUUGAGACUUGAUUAAACAGAAUGUACUGGA
Messenger RNA from Labrus bergylta (ballan wrasse), 2219 nucleotides. RefSeq names its product G protein-coupled bile acid receptor 1 (gene gpbar1). The record is from RefSeq and is a predicted model, not a curated record. Gene Ontology annotation, biological process: G protein-coupled receptor signaling pathway. Gene Ontology annotation, molecular function: G protein-coupled bile acid receptor activity. Gene Ontology annotation, cellular component: plasma membrane. Lineage: Eukaryota; Metazoa; Chordata; Actinopteri; Labriformes; Labridae.